AAUAACGUUAUCAGUCUUUAUUCCCGCCAUAGCAAUCAACAUAACUUGACUACAUUGUGUGCCGGAGGGAUAAAUAAUUAUUAUUGUCUUACGGGCAAAUAAUUUAGAAAUAUAAGACUGGUGUAAAUAAUGAAAAGUGUAGCAGUGAUUGGGGCAGGUUGUUGUGGGUUAACAGCUAUCAAAUGCUGUCUUGACGAGGGACUUGAACCUGUUUGUUUUGAGAGGGGUAACUAUAUAAGUGGAUUAUGGCAUUACACAGAAGAGGUAGAGGAAGGUCAGGCAUGUGUGAUGAAAUCUACGGUGAUUAAUACAUCAAAGGAGAUGAUGUGUUACAGUGAUUUUCCUAUCCCUGCAGAUUUUCCGAUCUACAUGCAUCAUCAGCAAGUCGAUAGAUAUUUCCAUAUGUACGCGGACAAGUUCGGACUGAGAAAGUACAUAAACUUCAAUACAGAGGUAAACGUUAUAAAUAACAUUAACCACGAGGGAAUAUUUCAGGUUUAUUUAAGUACCAGGUCAGGUUCUUGGAUUGUCAAUCGUGUAGCUGAGAAAGGGCUUCCUUGGGACAUGGUACAAUCAACUUGCUUUAACACAAAGCUUUUGACGACGUUUCCAAAUAUGAUAACUUCGCGCACAGAGAAGAAACUUGACCAAAAAAUCGAUCAUGAAAAAUAUUGCCUUAAACCUAAACAUGGUCUGUUUUCUGCACGACAAACCAUGAAUGAUGAGUUGCCAAAUAGAAUAAUAACUGGAGGUGUUAUUGUAAAAGCCAAUGUUGCAGAGUUCACAGAAACAGGGGCGAUCUUUGAAGACGGCACAACGAUUGAUAAUUUGGAUGCUGUAGUGCUAGCAACGGGCUAUAAUUUUGGAUUUGAAUUCAUUGAUAAAAGUGUGAUAGAGGUGAAAGCCAACAAAGUCAAUCUAUACAAGUACAUGUUUCCACCCAACUUGCAAAAACAUACGAUGGCAAUUAUUGGUUGCUUCCAGGCACUCGGUGCAACUAUGCCCCUGAGCGAAAUGCAAUGUCGCCUUGCUACAAGGGUGUUUAAGGGAUUAAAGACGAUGCCAGAAAGUAGCAAGAUGUGGAAAGACAUUAAAAGCAAGCAAGCGGCUAUGGGUAUGAGAUACAAACAGUCUUUGAGACACACAAUACAAGUGGAUUACGUCCCUUACAUGGAUGAACUUGCUGAAAUGGUUGGCUGUAAGCCUAACACAGGAAAACUUGUUUUAACUGAUCCAAAACUUUCGAUGGAAGUUUUCUUUGGUCCUUGCACCCCUUAUCAAUAUCGAUUAAUGGGACCGGGGCCUUGGAAAGGUGCACGGAAUGCCAUCAUGACACAAUGGGAGCGGACGUACGAACCACUUCAGACAAGACCUUGUGCUAAAACUGAACGCAAAAGUUCAGGGGCAUUUUAUAUGAUGAUCGUCGCUGUAAUAGCUGUUCUGUUAUAUUUUAUUCUGUAAACAUUUACGAGUAUUUAAUAUCAACGUGUAAGAAGAUAAUGUUGCAUAGAUAAGGAGAUAUUUGCUCAGGUCCUCCACUAUUCAUUUCAGCGGUCUAAAUUCUUGUUUAUUUGUUGUUAUUUUUGCCAUUAAAUAUUGGAAAAUUUUAUUGAUGAUAUGUUGUCCUAUAUUUAUUUUGUCUUCUGAUAGCUGUCUUUGAUACCCAGACAGUCUUCACAUUUUACUAAAAGUUAUAUAAAGUGUUUUCUUAUUAUAUAAUUCAUAAACGGUGACAUAAAGUUGAUUUUGUAACCUUGUGGUCGAUUCUUUAAGUGUGAUAACAGUGAAUACUUCUGUAAUGUGCCUCACAUGAAAACAAACUCUGCAUUAACCGUAUAAAAUAUUCCUAGACAAAAAUAUAUUGAUUUUUAUAUUUUCUGAUCACAGAUCAGGCAACACAGUGCUGACAUUCAAUAUCUUCCCGACAAUCCUAACAAGGAAAAGUAGUUCUCAAAACAGCUUAAAACAAACGAUGUAAAAGACAUAAAUAGUUUUAUUUUGUUACAAGUAUCCAACGAAUUAUAACGCAUUCAAUGUUUAAAAGUAGCUUUGGCUGAUGAAAUUGUCAAUAAAUGCACAAUCACAAAUUACGCGGAUGAAUAUUUUUUACAAAAAAGAAGUUAAAGCUAUUUCCGUUAAGCUUCGGAUUAUUGCGAUCGGAAUUAAACGCGCCUAAAUGAACACUUGUUAUUUAGAAUUUUUGAAAUGUAAAGUAAAGAUGUUGA
Molecule: messenger RNA, 2225 nt
Organism: Ruditapes philippinarum (Manila clam)
Lineage: Eukaryota; Metazoa; Mollusca; Bivalvia; Venerida; Veneridae
Product: flavin-containing monooxygenase 5-like
Exons: 4
Coding region: 130-1461 (443 amino acids)
Molecular function (GO): N,N-dimethylaniline monooxygenase activity; NADP binding; flavin adenine dinucleotide binding
Source: RefSeq, a predicted model, not a curated record